CACAGUGCAAAGAAAAAGUAAAAGAGACUAAAUCUGUGGUGUGGUGUUGUUGGUUUCUUCUGCUACUCCUCACAACACAAACCAACCAUUUCUGUUUCAACAACAACAUCAAAAGGUAAAUGUAAAUCACCACCUCUUCAACUUUCCUUUCUUUUCUCUCUGUUUCCCUAGAAAAUCUCUCUUCAACAGACCAACCAACAUCAAAGUUAUUAUUUUUAAAGGGUAGUGAUUUUUGUUUGAGAAAUUGCAAAGAUGAAUGAUGGAAGACAAAUGGGGGUGCAUUACAUGGAUGGUGGUGGUUUUCCUUAUGCUGUGAAUGAAAACUUUGUGGAUUUCUUUCAAGGGAUUAAUCAUGUGCCUGUCAAUUAUGCCUUUCCUGGUUCAAUGCCUGAUCAGGAAAGUGUCUACUGGUCAAUGAACAUGAGUCCUUAUAAGUUUGGAAUGUCUGGCCCUGGAAGUACAUCUUAUUAUAAUUCGUACGAGUUAAAUGAUAAUUUGCCAAGAAUGGAGAACAAUAGGGUUGAAUGGGAAUACCCGUCUGAAGUAAUCUCUGAGGAACCGGCUACAUCGGAUUCUCCGCCAAGAAGAGACGGAGUUAACAUGCAGACUAUCCCUGAAGAAUGUAGUCCCAAUCAUCAAGAGUCGAGUAGUAGCCAGGUUGAGGUCAUAUGGCAAGACAACAUUGAUCCUGACAAUAUGACUUAUGAGUCACAGGAACUACUGGACCUAGGGGAGGCAGUUGGAACUCAAAGCCGAGGUCUUCCCCAAGAACUUAUUGAUACGCUUCCAACCUCGAAGUACAAAUUUGGUAGCUUAUUCAAAAGAAAAAAUUCUGGGAAAAGGUGUGUAGUUUGCCAGAUGACAUACAGAAGAGGUGACCAGCAAAUGAAAUUGCCAUGCAGUCAUGUUUAUCAUGGUGAAUGCAUUACCAAAUGGCUUAGCAUUAACAAGAAAUGUCCUGUUUGCAACACUGAGGUUUUUGGCGAGGAAUCAACGCAGUAGCAUCGGCAUGGUGAAAAGGAGCUCUCUUGCUCUUUUAAUUUUUGCUCCCUAUCAAUCUCUCUCUCCCUCCCUCCCCCCUUAUUUAGUUUUAAUUUCUUACACGUAGGUAGGUGUAGUAUGAAAGACUGCGACACUUCUCACAUGAUACAUGUUUUGUUUGAUAGAAACUAGCCAGCAACCUAAGAAUGGUUAAUGUGUGAUAUUCUCUUAGAUGUGUCUACUACCUUUGGUUUAGAAAGAUGAUAGAUAUGGUGUUGGGAUUUUGGAAUGAAAAAUCUUAUGAGCAUGCAUAUGAUGAAUUGAAAAAUGAAAUAUGUAUGUAACAGGGGUGAUUUUAGUGUUUGUUAUCAACUGGACCAUGAUGCUGCUUAGGCAUUUCUCAA
This is a messenger RNA of Medicago truncatula (barrel medic), 1385 nucleotides long. RefSeq names its product E3 ubiquitin-protein ligase BIG BROTHER. Gene Ontology annotation, biological process: protein ubiquitination; negative regulation of organ growth. Bases 253 to 1002 code for a protein of 249 amino acids. Gene Ontology annotation, molecular function: ubiquitin conjugating enzyme binding; ubiquitin-protein transferase activity. Lineage: Eukaryota; Viridiplantae; Streptophyta; Magnoliopsida; Fabales; Fabaceae. The transcript is spliced from 8 exons. The record is from RefSeq and is a predicted model, not a curated record.